GGGGAUGCCGGGACUGUUUGGGUGAAAAAGCACCCCAGAGAUCGCAGAUCCCUCUGCCCUGGGCGGGGACGCCUUCCAGUAAACCGAGUUGCUCCGAGCCCCAUCCAGGCUGACACAGGAUAACCGUGCUUGAGCAGAGAGCUGUAGCCCAAGCACCCGAGUAUCUUUAAGACCUCCAGCCCUCUGUGUCUCCUUGCCUGUCAGAAUGUCUGGAUGUGGAAAGAAACAAGCAGUGGCUGGCAACCCUGGAAGUGCACCAAAGAGAAGCAAAGCAGCCAAGGCAGGUCUGCAGUUCCCUGUGGGUCGUAUCUACAGACUCCUCCGGAGAGGGAAGUACGCUCGCAGGGUUGGUUCUGGCGCUGCCAUCUACCUGGCUGCAGUGCUGGAGUACCUGACAGCAGAGGUCCUGGAGCUGGCAGGGAAUGCUGCCCGUGAAAACAAGAAGACAAGGAUCAUGCCCAGGCACAUUCAGCUGGUUGUGAGCAAUGAUGAUGAGCUGAACAAGUUCUUUGCCGGUGUGACCAUUCCUCAAGGCGGAGUUAUGCCAAAUAUCCAUGCUCAGCUCCUUCCAAAGAAAACUAGUGGAAAUGUUGCUUCUUCUCAAGAAUAUGGUGGCAGCCAGUGAAGCUUGCUUUUGUGGGUCUGUGCACUUACGGAUGAUGGGACUCAGUACCACUAAUUUGUAUGUGUUUACUUCUUUGUCAAGUAUUUUUCCCUGCUAAUUCUAAGGCAUUUUUGAAGUGUGUAAUAAAGUUUCUUGAGUACAA
Messenger RNA from Prinia subflava (tawny-flanked prinia), 767 nucleotides. Its product is annotated as histone H2A, sperm-like. Gene Ontology annotation, molecular function: structural constituent of chromatin; protein heterodimerization activity; DNA binding. The transcript is spliced from 2 exons. Gene Ontology annotation, cellular component: chromatin; nucleosome. Gene Ontology annotation, biological process: heterochromatin formation. Bases 206 to 625 code for a protein of 139 amino acids. NCBI's taxonomy places the organism in Eukaryota, Metazoa, Chordata, Aves, Passeriformes, Cisticolidae. The record is from RefSeq and is a predicted model, not a curated record.